UUGAAUUUGAAUAUAAACAUGUAAAUUUGAAUGUAAAACCUUUCGAGAUCUUGCUAUAGCUUACAUAUAAUGUUUGACAUAUAGAAACAAUAGUUAUGUAUACAUGUAAUUUAAUCGUAUGUGUUAUUUUGACCGCGAUUCCGGUAUAUAAUUCUACAGCAGGAUGUAACAUAAACGGGUCUAACCCAUGUGGAGAAAAUUCCAGAUUGUUGGAAUCUGGAAAAUGUGAAGCUUGCGAGGCUGGUAGAUAUGGUUGUAACUGCUCUCUACUCUGUCCCAACAAUACAUUUGGUGUAGGCUGUUACUCCACAUGUAACUGUUCUGCUGAUGAGAUUUGUGAUCCCGCAACAGGAUGUACUAGCAACACCAGUGUUUCCUCAUAUACAACAGAAGCUCAAGAGACGACAACAGUGCUGAGAAAUAGUGCAGCGCCAUUAGCGCCAUUAAAGCCAUUGAGGAUGUUCAACAUUGUUAUUAUUGCCUUAGCAGCCUCAUUGGUAAUAGUGGUUACGCUGAGCAUUUCCUGCAUAGUUAUUGUAUUAAGACGAAACUCGAAAAAGGGGACAAAAACAGCUACGAAAACAAAGAACAGCGAAGAGAUGUCUGAGACCGCGGAACAAAAUCCAGAUUCCCAUUCGUACCUUACCAUCAGCGAAAGAUCCUUUCGUCUGUAUGCCGAUGUUCACUAUGACGAAGCGGAGGAAAGGAAGAGCUUAACAUCAGUAUCAUUACACAGUAAGGGAUACGAUACCAGCGUCAGUGAUAAAAGUGAAGGAUCCGAUGAUUAUCUAACACCGACAGUAAAGACUGCCAAAAAAGACACAACCGGUAGUCAGUCAUCUGUAACACCGACAGUAAAAACUGCCCAAAAAGAUGCAACCGGUAGUCAGUCAUCUGGCGAUUAUGACGAUACCAUCACAAAAUGUUCAGAAACCUGUAUCUGAGCAUGACGAUUAAAUACAGAUUGCUAUCAUAGAAACAUAAGGCAUGUUUGAUGUAAUUAAAGCAUGAGAUGUUUCUUUUAACUUUUGCCGUUAAUUCCCAGCUCUUUCCCUGCCUACAUUUUACAGAAUUUGCGAAAUGCUGAUUUUAAACGAGACUGUUGAAACAAUGCAUUGUAACAUCAAACUAUUUGUCGUUAGUCUACCUCGAUUUAAAAAACUGUUCAUACGCAUAACAUGUUCAUAAGCAUCGAAUCAGUUGAGAGACAUAAACACCAUAUGUAGGUGAUGAUGGAAUAUUGUUAUAUAAAGAUGGUAGGUUGACGAUGGAGAAGCUGAAAUCAUCCCCUUUACCAUAAAGUUGAGUUGUUAGUCUACCGUCAAUAUCCAUGUUCAACAACCUAAUUUUGAUGCAAUUCAUCAAAUCGGCCACUAAGAUUUUAAGAUAUUCUAAACUAGUUCCAUGAAACACGAAAAAUGUAAGAUGAAAUAUUUUAAACAAAAUCAAGAAACAAUUCGAGUACUCACUUUAAAAAACAUUAACCACUACACGAGUAACGUGUGUUCAGCAGAGGGUUGAUAUUUAUCAGUGGACACGUACCCGGUUACACCAAGGAUUUUGCAAUACAUAUUUCACAAAAAUGUUUCUUGUCUACUAAGCAAGAAAUGAAUUUAUUCAAUACAUUUACGAUGAUUACGAUGAUUAUUCAACAUGGAUUUAAUUUAACAUAAUCCUUCAAUUCCUUAAAUCUAUAGUCCCGAGACAAUGGGCUUUUACCAAUGGUUCAGUCAAGUGACCUAAUGUAUCUUACCAGCUGAUGUCUCCAGCUCACUUUGACACUGGGGUACAGACUCUUUUUUUUUUUUUUUUUUUUUUUUUAGACAUUAUUGCCAAGUGUCAAAGCUACGAUGGUUAAUCAGCUAGCCAACAUAAACCGUAAGGCUUAUUCAGCCCUAAUGUAGCCUUAUACUUACAAAGGAUCGGCUUUUCUGCGUCUCUUUUGUGGACAUUUCUGCUUCGUUGUGGAGAUCAGACAAAAUGAUCUGCGGUCGACCAAUAUAUAAAUAGCAUUUCCCGAACUUAUUUCACUGCAAGGGAAACAUGUUAUCAAACAUGAUUGGAUGAAGUUCAAAAAGUGAAACAUUAUUUAUUCUCAAAUCAUAUAACAGUAUCAUGUGUAUGUGAAAAUUCUAUUAGUUUUACACAAGAUAUUUUAUUAUUAAAAUGCAGUUAAGCCCUCUUGUUCUCAUCAGGACGAAAUGGGGACUUAAAAGCGACCAACAUAUUUUUUUCACGCCCCUCUAAAUUGAAAUCCACAAUUCGCCCUUGCUCAUUGGAAAAUUUGCAUUGAAAAUGCUUAAAUUCACCAUCAUGAUGGUACGCAGAUUGAGUAAAUGAAUAUUAUUAGAUUUUGAGUUUCAAUAGAUUGCAGAACCAAACUUGCUUCACAAAUGUGCUGAAUGUGUCAUAGAAUGAAAUGGCAAGACAUACCCUGUAUCUAUAUCAUAUGAUGAUGGCAAUAUUACUCGCUGGAUUAGCUAUACUGCGGAUGUUUUCAACUCUGAUUUGCACGUCGCGGAUCUUAAGCAAAGCAAUAACCGAAUAUACAUGCAUAUAAAUAUUUGCGGCUGUAGCAUAUUGAAACCAACUUAAAUUAUUCUAAUCAAUUCAUUUAUUUACUUACAUUGUGAUAUCUGGAAUGUUAUAAUGAGUUGUUUCUAUAAUUCAUACACUGUCAUUACGGGGAAUACUUGUACAAGAUACGUAUAAAAUCGUUAAUUCAUAAUAUUUAUUUAAUAACGAAUAAAAAUGAAACGUAUUAAUUGAAAUUAUAAAGAGUUACUUGUAUAUUUAUACAUAUCUCUAAAAAUCUUUAAUCAGAGCUUUUAUAGUAUAUCAGUGUGUACAAUUUUACCAAAACAACAGAGGAUCAUAAGAUAAUACGAAACUGGAAGAAAUUGCUAAUAUCUGCUAUAUGUAAAACUUUUACAUUUUACAUUUACGUUAUUUGCAUUUAGACUAGUCAGAUUCCCAACAUUAUCUACGUUGCAGUAGCAUGUCAAGAACGGCCUGACAAUUGGUUUGAAACACGUCCGACAACAUUCGACCUAACGACACGUUGUAUUUGUAGAUUUACAUCAUGGUAACGAUCAUAGAAUAUUCUAAAUGCUGACUUUAAACCAAACCUUGGAAACCCUUGUAACAUCAUCUUACUUGUCAGUAGCCUGAAUCGAUUGAAAAA
Molecule: messenger RNA, 3184 nt
Organism: Ostrea edulis (European flat oyster)
Lineage: Eukaryota; Metazoa; Mollusca; Bivalvia; Ostreida; Ostreidae
Product: multiple epidermal growth factor-like domains protein 11
Exons: 6
Coding region: 96-944 (282 amino acids)
Molecular function (GO): scavenger receptor activity
Source: RefSeq, a predicted model, not a curated record